Molecule: messenger RNA, 2588 nt
Organism: Hibiscus syriacus
Lineage: Eukaryota; Viridiplantae; Streptophyta; Magnoliopsida; Malvales; Malvaceae
Product: protein PAT1 homolog
Exons: 5
Coding region: 167-2557 (796 amino acids)
Biological process (GO): deadenylation-dependent decapping of nuclear-transcribed mRNA; P-body assembly
Cellular component (GO): P-body
Molecular function (GO): RNA binding
Source: RefSeq, a predicted model, not a curated record
UAUUUCUGCCCUUUAUCGUUGAAUUCCCUUUCUUUUAUUUUUUUUUUUAAAUUUUAGAUUUCAGUUUUGUUUUUAAGAAAACGCUAGAUCGAAGAUUCAGUUAAAUUAUUCAUGUUUUUGUUUCUGGGUUUUCACUAUUGAAUGGCGAUUUUAAAUUGUUUAUAUAAUGGAUGCUUCUGAGAAUCCUGAGCGAAUUGGCGAUACUUCUACAGGAGAUGCAGUAUUCGAUGCAUCGCAAUAUGCUUUUUUUGGGAAAGAUGUUCUCGAGGAAGUUGAAUUGGGGGGAUUAGAUGAUGACGAGGAGGAAUUACCUGCAGUUGGACUUGAUGAUGAGGAGUUUUUGUUUAAUCGAGAGGAGGGUGAAGUUUUGAGACCCUUAUCAGACAUUGAUGAUCUUGCUAAUACAUCUUCAAAGUUGGACACAGCUUUUAGUGGACCAAGAGGUUCGGGGAUAAUUGGUGAUGGGGGAUCCAGACAAAGUUCAUCUGCUGCAGAAUGGACACAUGGGGAGGAAUUUCCUUACUGGCUUGGUCAGCAGCCACUUGGAACUGAAAGCAUUCCCGAAGGGAAAUGCCGGUCAGCACAACCCUUGGCCAAUUUGGAACCAAUGCAUAUCUAUAGGACAUCCUCAUACCCCGAGCAGAAGCAGCAGCUUCCGCCACAGCAACAACAUCAAUACCGUCAAAAUUUCUCUAGCGAACCAAUUUUAGUUCCAAAAUCUUCUUAUACUUCAUACCCUUCCCCUGAGGGCAGAUCUCCUCAGGCUUCACCGAACCAACAUGCUGGACACCUAAAUAUUCCUUAUAUGGUUGGUGGGCCACGGAUGGCAUCUUUGCCAAACCUAUCUGCCUUCUCAAAUUCUCAGCUUCAACCGCCUGGCUUAUGUCGUGGGCCACCUUUUUGUGGGAAUAUUCCUCAAUUUGCUCCUGGCCUGUCUGUCAGUAAUCAGCCGUCAAAUCAAUGGGGGAGCCAGGCAAAAUUGUACGGGGAUGAUUCCUGUAUUUUGAACAAUAUGUUGCAAAAACAGUUAUCUAAUCAAAAUGGUUUGGUUCCUCCACAAUUAAUGCCACAGCUGCAGUCGCACCUGCAGAGACUGCAGCAUCCUUCUCAGCCUUCAGUUGGCCAGUUUUCAGGGAUUCAGUCACAAUUAUUUAAUCCUCAUCAUUCUCCUUCCCCAUCUCAAAUGAACAAGAUUGAGACUAUACUUGGCAUUGGUGAUCUGAGAGAUCAAAGAGUCAAAUCAGCUCAGAAAGGUAGGCAGAAUCUACGGUUUUUGCAGCAGUGUUUUGACAGCGGUAGACUGAAGAGCAAUCUUGGGUGGCCUCAGUUUAGAUCCAAAUACAUGUCAACUGAUGAGAUUGAGGGCAUUGUCAGAAUGCAGCUUGUUGCAACCCACAGUAAUGACCCCUACAUGGAUGAUUAUUACCACCAGGGUUGUCUUGCAAGAAAAUCUGCUGGGGCAAAGUUGAGACAUCAUUUCUGCCCUACUCAGAUUAAGGACCUUCCUCCCCGAGCACGUUCGAAUUCCGAGCCUCACGCUUUUCUCCAGGUUGAUGCUCUUGGGAGGGUUCCUUUCUCUUCAGUUCGCAGGCCUCGCCCUCUUCUUGAAGUUGACCCUCCAAAUUCAUCUGUUGUCACCAACAAAGAUAAAAAAGCUUCUGAUAUGCCCCUGGAACAGGAACCUUUGCUUGCUGCUAGAGUUACUAUAGAGGAUGGUAUAUGCCUUCUUCUUGACGUCGAUGAUAUUGAUAGGUUUUUACAGUUUAAUCAGUUGCAGGAUGGUGGAGCCCAACUGAGACAAAGACGACAGACUUUCUUGGAGGAGCUGGCAACAUCACUUCAGUUGGUUGACCCACUUGGCAAGAAUGGUCAUACAGAUGAGCUUGCUCAGAAGGAUGAUCUUGUGUUUUUACGGAUAGUUUCCCUCCCCAAAGGCCGGAAUCUACUUGCAAGGUUCCUUAGGCUUCUUCCUCCAGGUGGUGAGCUCAUGCGAGUUCUCUGCAUGUCCAUUUUCCGUCAUUUAAGGCUCUUGUUUGGGGCCCUUCCCUCUGAUCCAGGAGCUGCUGAAACUACUAUUAACCUUGCAAGGGUUGUUUCCUCGUGUGUUCAUGAGAUGGAUCUCCGUGCUCUUAGUGUUUGUCUUGCAUCUGUUGUUUGUUCCUCAGAGCAGCCCCCUCUUCGUCCCAUUGGAAGUCCUGCUGGAGAUGGGGCAUCUUUUAUUCUGAAAUCUGUUCUUGAUAGGGCAACAAAAAUUGUGACUGAUUCUAGAGCUGCUUGCUAUUAUAAUACGACUAAUCUGCCCCUUUGGAAGGCUUCAUUUGAUGAAUUCUUUAACCUUCUUACUAAGUAUUGCAUAAACAAAUAUGAUACUGUGAUGCAGUCCGUGCGAAUGCAGGCCAAACCAAGUAUGGCAAUUGAUGGAUCAGAUGCUGCGAAAGCUAUUAAAAGGGAAAUGCCAAUUGAUCUCUUACAAGCAUGUUUACCCCACCUUAAUGACCAGCAGAAAAAGCAGCUUUGGGAUCUCUCUCAACGGCCUAUGCUUGUAGGGCAGUCAUGAUACAUAAGCAGUACCUAGGAGAAGUUCUAAU